CCGAGAUCGGGACAAAGACGGGAGAAAAGUCGAUGUUUUAGUUGUUUCAGACUGUGUAGUUAAUAUUCGUGUCGCAGUCUUGCGUAACGUAUGAUGCAAGGGUUAACGUGAAACCGUUAUUCAAGGAAUUUUCACUGUUUUCGUGAAACUGCCUUGUCAAAGUGACGACGUUUUCUCGACCAUUUUCAGUAGAAAGCCAAUGUUGGUGUAAAAUUGAAUUAACUUUUUUUUUCUGUCUGCAUGGAGUAUGUCUUUUGACUAUUCCACUUCCACCAGGUAUUGGGAUGACCACUAUUACGACCCAAGAGAGGAAGAGAGUGGGCCGUCUGUGGUCCUGAUUGUCGGCCUCACGAUGGCCUUUGUUGGAGCAGCCAUCUUGAUUACAAUCAUCUGCUGCGUCUGCCGCAAGAAGCAGCCACCGGACUCACAGGGGGCGCUCUAUACGCGAGCCGCAAUGUCUGAAGCGGCCAAUGAGGAAGCAGCAUAUCCCAUGACGGCAACGACAGACACGCAGUCGACUCAAGCAACAACCAUCCACAACCAGACUGCACCAAAUCAUGGAGGUCAGGUUUCUCUUUAUCAUCAACAACAACAGCAGCAGCAGCAGCAGCAGCAGCAACAACAACAACAACAGCAGCCUCAUCCAGGUUACCCCGGGCACCAGUUGAAUCACCCCAUGCCGCACCCGAUAUACCCGGGCUACUUACUUCAACAGCCAGUGCACACGAUGUCUCCCCCCAACAUCUACCCUGUCCCUCCGUGCGAGAAGCCCGUCACCCUGGCUGUGUUUGGUGCACCCGACUCGGGGUCAGGCGAGCAGUCAAUGGGCCCCGUACAGCAGGGCCAGGGAACCAUGGGCAGGCAGGGCUACCCCCCCAUGGGACCCGACAGUGCUCAGAUGAACGAUCAAAAUGAGUCAUACCGACAACAGGCCACAGCACCUCCCAUGUAGAGAAAGCCGUUGCAUUGCAUGAUUAUGUUUUUGUAUUUUUUUUGUUAUUAUUGAUGGCUUAUUUAUUUUUUCAUCAGUACGUUGAAUUGCUGUCCGUGUAUUCGACAAGGCUGACAUGUGAUCCAGGUUGGUUUCAGUCCCAGGACGAGGAAUGUCGCUAGUCUUUGUAAAUCCAGGAUGACCAUCAAAAGUAAUCCUCCUAUGAAAAAGCAUACUCAUUAUAGUAAUAUCAAGUUUUCGACAAGUGUUGUUUAUUUUGUCCAGUUUAGUGUCAAAUCAAAACAAAAACCAUUUUCCAAUUUAACUUGUUACUUUAAUUAACAUAAAUAUUUAUUGGUGAAAUCAGAUGUUUUAAUUUUUAACAUCCAUUUGCAACCGUCCCAUACUUUUUAAAAUGGGCCAUUUGUAAAAAUAAUUAAAAAGAAAUCAUUGUGUGUAGAUCGAUUAAAUCUAUACAUACUUAUCACAGUGUCCUGUUUCGUUGAUGAAGAAGGCAUUCUUAUUCCAUUGCAAUACUUGGCUAUCAUUAGGUUAAAGCUAUUGUUACGUAAAACAAAUACACGCUGUUUUGUAAAAAAGUAUCUGAAAGUAAAAUGGGGAAAACUUUAGAUGGAGGAUGGAUUUUGAUUGUUUAACCUGGACAAGAGAAUCAACCAGAAAGCUUUUAAAAGCUGGUGUAUAUAUGUAUUCCAGUGUCUAUUCUUAUACCCUGUUUAAACUAAUAAUCAUUUUCAGUCCUACUCCUUUCGUUAAAGUUAACGUUUGUUUUGUUUAAUGAUACCACUAGAGCACAUUAAUUUAUGAAUCACUAAAUAAUUUUCAAUAAAGCGUAAAACUUUUCAUUUGUAAAGACAUUAAUUAUAUUUGCACUGGUAAACUCCAAACAUAAAAUAUGUGUUGUUAAAAUUUCGACAAGUAAUGUGUUGUGAUCUUGUACACCUUAUUAAGACCAUAUUUACUGCUGCAUGCUGGGAAAGUUUUGAUGUAGUUUGUAAAAAUUGCCUUAAGCUGGAUGGAGUUUGAAUUGAGGAAGGGUGGGAUGGAACUCUUUGAGAAGGCCGGAAUUAGAAUAAGUGUGCUAUUCAUUUAUUUCGCUGGAUAAAGUGCUCGUUUUUAACUGACAUUUGUAAACUUGGAUUUUGUUAUCAGAUUCGAAAGUUUGUGACCAAAGAUUACUUUAAAUAACACAUUUUAGAUGUAUAUGCACAUUUAUUAUUAGUGUUUUAUAACCAAAGAUUUUCUCACCAGGCAUUUUUCAUAUUCAGUUUAGAUGUAUGAUGUUUUGCUUUGUUAGUACAUAUACUUAAUUUGUGAAAUAUAGCAAUAAUCAUUUCUUGCUUCAGAAAGGCAUCAUGUUACUUUUGUGUGAAAGAAGAGCAUAAUGGACGCUAAUGUCUGUGAAAUUAUGUGCAAUAUUUAUAUGUAGAGUAUCUUCAGAAUGACAUCUGGCCUUUUCUUAAAAAAGGUUUUGACUAGACAUGUAAUCUGUUUGCGAAUAGAGUCCGAUUCAUAGUAAAAUAAAUACAUCUGUUUCUAUAGGAAGUAACAACCCCAGCUAGUAAGAAAAUGUCCACGGCAAAACGCAUGACUUGAAAUGAUCCACAGCAAAAAAAAAAGGGCUGUGAAGAAUGAUAAACUCCAUGACAUUGCGGAUUGCCGUGGUCAGUUGCAGGGAUUGAAGUAACUAAAACAGUAGUCAUUGUAUAUAAUGCUACUAAUUUGAUCACAAACUGCUGCCUUCAAAACCACUGAAUGGUGUAUGCCAUUGAUAUUUUACUAUUUGAGGCAGGGAUUUGGUUUUGGUCCACUACUUAAGUCGCUUGUAUGACCUGUAUGUAGAGGUUUGUUUUCAUCUAGUUAGAUCCAUUCUAUUAUAAAACCACAUCACUGUGUGUGAUUGCUAUUUGAAUGUUUUUGUUUGUCGCUGCGUAGAUGGAUGGAUUUUGAAAUGUGUGUGUGUCACUGUGCUGCUGAACUCAGUGUGUGUUAUUGCCUUCCGUGUUUAAAGCUAUGCUUACAUAUAUACACGGAUACAGAUUUGAUCAUGCAGCAAAUGAAAAAUGGAUCUGAUAAUCGGACGUAGUGCUGGCAUAUGUAUGGUUAUAAAUUCAAUACACAUUUGGCAAAAGGUCUUCCAAACAUAAUCUGGCUACUGUUUCCAUGUGCUGAUUUGGACAGUAGUUAACCAUUGGUAUUGUAUCUAUCCGUGUAUAUGUGACCAGUAGUUAACCAUUUGUAUUGUAUCUAUCCGUGUAUAUGUGACCAGUAGUUAACCAUUUGUAUUGUAUCUAUCCGUGUAUAUGUGAACCGAGUUUAGCCCUUCGACAUCUACUGACUGACAUAAUAGGAUUUUAAUUUCAUCAGCAUUAUAUUAUUAUUAUUAUUUUUUAAUAACUAUGAUAAUUAAAAUAGAUCUUUGUAGUAAUAUGUGUUUUAUGACUUUGGGACAUUCAGAUUUGUACUGUGUGACCAUUGUAUAGUCUUCCUCUUUUGUGCGCAAAAGUGAUUUUGAACUUGCUGAUAGAUUAAAACAAGCUUAACCUGUGUAAGAUCAUUGAUCAGUACCAAACAGAUGUAAGCCAUCUGUUAACUGUUUUAUUUUCACAGAGUUGUGGUACUUUAUCUCAUGUUUAGUCCCUUACCGGUCCAAUUACAGGGGACUAUAGGUUGUCUGACAUCUGUCUUUUUGAGUUUUCCAGACUUUUUUUUCUUUUUGCAAUGCCUCAAGAUAUUGAGAUGAAAUUUGGUGUAUAGCUUUAUUAUAUAGAGUUACUAAUGAAUCAGGUUAGCCGUACAUGAAGAAUGACCCUUUUUUGACUAAAUUACGGUUCUUGAAGUUAGGAAAUACGAGGUUUUGUUGGGCCCAAUGGGGAACAUGUAUUUUUUAUCUUUACAGUACUGUUAGAAUGCUCAAAGGCUGUAAUUGUUGUGAGGUGCCUUCCUUUUGUUGUUCUCUCAAAUGACAUUGUAGAUAAGUAACAUCUUUUUAUGAUCAAAGUCUUGAUUGUGAAGAUAAAAUGAGGCCAGGAUUUUCAAGAUGGAAAGAAAAAUAGAGAAUGGAUAGCCAUGUCCAUUUAAAAUGAGAGAAACACAAAUCUAAUUAAAAUUAGCUCCACUAUUACAUGUGGAUCUAACACCAGCCAGUUGGAG
Messenger RNA from Gigantopelta aegis, 4102 nucleotides. Its product is annotated as POU domain, class 6, transcription factor 2-like. The record is from RefSeq and is a predicted model, not a curated record. NCBI's taxonomy places the organism in Eukaryota, Metazoa, Mollusca, Gastropoda, Neomphalida, Peltospiridae. The transcript has 3 exons. The coding region runs from base 248 to 952 and encodes 234 amino acids.